Molecule: messenger RNA, 228 nt
Organism: Adineta steineri
Lineage: Eukaryota; Metazoa; Rotifera; Eurotatoria; Adinetida; Adinetidae
Source: the annotation of a GenBank genome assembly
AUGAGUUUCAACGCUGACGAAAGUUAUACCGACAUUUUUGAUGAUGACAACAGCUUUAUGAAACAACCUCCGCUUCCUGACUAUUGCCAAGAUGAAGUUCAAGGUAUUGAAUGUAUUUCUGCAUGUUUUAUGAAGCGUUACCAUGCUUGUCCAAUGUUUUAUCGGGGUUCUCUUCACAACGCUUGUCAAGAAGCAUUUAAAUCGACAACCAUUGAAGAAGUUCGCUGA